This is a messenger RNA of Onychostoma macrolepis, 3626 nucleotides long. RefSeq names its product potassium voltage-gated channel subfamily A regulatory beta subunit 2b (gene kcnab2b). Gene Ontology annotation, molecular function: transmembrane transporter binding; potassium channel regulator activity; voltage-gated potassium channel activity. The transcript is spliced from 14 exons. Gene Ontology annotation, biological process: regulation of action potential; regulation of potassium ion transmembrane transport; potassium ion transport. NCBI's taxonomy places the organism in Eukaryota, Metazoa, Chordata, Actinopteri, Cypriniformes, Cyprinidae. The coding region runs from base 1535 to 2728 and encodes 397 amino acids. Gene Ontology annotation, cellular component: voltage-gated potassium channel complex; extrinsic component of cytoplasmic side of plasma membrane; cytoplasm. The record is from RefSeq and is a predicted model, not a curated record.
UUGUUUUAUCGUUCUAUCAUUCCUUCUAUCUCUAUCUAUCCAUCCAUCCAUCCAUCCAUCCAUCUUUCUCUCUCUCUCUGGGUGUCCAUCUAUCUGUCGUUCUGUCUGUAGUCAAUAUAGUAUUUUAAUUAAUUAAUUAUUUGUAGCAUCAUGAUCAAUACAUACCAUUUAUUUGACAGAAAAAUUUGCCACAUAUAUAUUUAUAAUAUAUACAUUUUUUUUUUUUUUUUUUUUUCAUUAUUCUACUAUUACAAUCACUGUCUGAAACUUACUUUAUCCAGAAGAAUUUUGAAUAAACUUUUAGGCAAGAAUGUGACUUAUUCGUGAGAUUAAAAUUGUUGAAUGAAAUUAAGUCUUCUGCACAAGAAGUCAUCAGAAAUUAAGGCUAGCGGACAAUCUGCAUUCUGCAUACUCAAAUGUUUGUCAUGAAUAUUAAUGGCUGGUCAGACUGUAUAAUAGACCUUACUUCACUCCUACACUUAAAGAACUGCAGCAGUCAUGUGCACUGAAGUCACUAAAAUCUACUCGUGAGAAUUCUGCUCAUUUAAUCACCACACAGUAUAUUUUUUUUAUAGAACGAAUAGAAAGAAUGAAGAAAAAGCCACAUCUGUUAUUUUAUCAUCUCUUUUUAACAUCUCUCAAACCAGACUUGUGUUUGUCCUCGGACAUUCUGUCAUGCGUAGGCAGUGUGGAAUAUCAGGUACGAGCUGAUCUAACACAGCAUAGUGAGAGCUUAGACCUUCCCACUUUCUCUCUAGUACACACACUCUCACUCUCUCUCUCUCUCUCUCUCUCUCUCUCUCUCUUGCUUGCUUGCACACUCGUCAUACUAUGCUGUUUUAUAUGCUCUCUCUCACUCAGCAUUUAUGCAUUUGCUCAGCACACAGUGGGAAACAUUACUGGUAGUUGAUCUAAACCAGAAACCUGAUUAUGAAAACUUGCUGUCAGUUAACGUUAGGAAUAUUGGAUGGACAACAAUAAAGCAACUGAAGAAAGUGGGGGAAAAAAAGGAGCAAGUUCACUUACAGUGCAGUCUGAGGAGAGUGGAGAAGAGCGGAUAAGUAUGCGCUUGAUGUGCUGCAGUGUGACGUGGAUGGAUGUGGGAUUUCUCCCCUGUUCUGUGUGUUGAUGUGAUUGGUGCCCAGAGUUCACCGCUUCACAGGCUGCUGCUGCCCUGGAGCCAGAGCGCAGGAAUUCACUCGCGCACACACACGCACCGAGACACUUACUUACACACAUUGCACACACACACACGGCACAUGGACAGAUACACACUCUGGCAGCACUUCAGAGCGAUAACUGCACUUGUGGUUUAAACAGAGUGUUGCACUCACCUUUUUGACAGCUGCCACAUCCAUUCUGACCUUUUUUAAUGACAUUUUCUUCAAGUUUUUCUCCUCGUUGUCCUCAGGGCAGGAAGACACUUGUCUUUAGUUGUUGAGGUAACAGCAUUGGGAGAUUUUAGGACUAGUUGCUCUUUGUAGUAUCAGCAUCCUCACCGUGGUAAAGCUGUCUGCAGGGGCACGCCGUCAGCAUGCAGGUGUCUUUUGUGUGCACGGACCAUCGAGCUGUCAGCCGCAGCACGGAGGACCGACUGAACCGACAGAACACCAACAGCCCGAGUUUGGGGACAAAAAGCAAGUUUCGUGCUGUGGCGAUGGUGGCCCGCAGCCUGGGCCAACUGUCUGUGCAGAACAUGCCUUCCUCUGGUGACCACUGCUUGAGAACUGGCAUGAAGUAUAGGAACCUUGGGAAAUCCGGCUUACGGGUAUCAUGUCUAGGGCUGGGCACAUGGGUGACAUUUGGUGGUCAAAUAACAGAUGAGAUAGCUGAGCAGCUGAUGACGCUGGCGUAUGAGAAUGGUAUCAAUCUGUUUGACACAGCCGAGGUGUAUGCGGCAGGGAAGGCUGAAAUGGUUCUCGGCAGUAUCAUCAAGAAGAAAGGAUGGAGACGUUCCAGUUUGGUCAUCACCACCAAAAUAUACUGGGGUGGAAAAGCAGAAACAGAGAGAGGCUUGUCCAGAAAGCACAUAAUAGAGGGUCUAAGGGCAUCACUGGAGAGACUUCAGUUAGAGUAUGUGGACGUAGUCUUUGCUAACAGACCUGACCCCAACACGCCAAUGGAAGAGACGGUUCGAGCGAUGACCCAUGUGAUUAACCAGGGAAUGGCCAUGUAUUGGGGCACGUCCCGCUGGAGCUCCAUGGAGAUUAUGGAGGCGUACUCAGUGGCACGACAGUUUAACCUGAUCCCACCUGUCUGUGAGCAGGCCGAAUAUCACAUGUUUCAGAGAGAAAAAGUGGAAGUACAGUUGCCUGAACUCUUCCAUAAGAUAGGUGUGGGUGCCAUGACGUGGUCUCCGCUGGCCUGUGGAAUCAUCUCAGGGAAGUAUGACAGCGGUGUGCCUCCUUAUUCCAGAGCCUCUCUCAAGGGCUACCAGUGGUUGAAGGACAAGAUCCUGAGUGAGGAAGGCCGCCGUCAGCAGGCGAAGCUGAAAGAGUUGCAGGCCAUUGCGGAGCGGCUGGGCUGCACGCUGCCCCAGCUGGCCAUCGCGUGGUGUCUGAGGAAUGAGGGGGUGAGCUGUGUGCUGCUGGGAGCCUCCAGCACUGAGCAGCUGAUGGAGAACAUAGGAGCCAUUCAGGUUCUUCCAAAAUUAUCAUCAUCAGUUAUACAUGAAGUGGACAGUAUCCUAGGCAACAAGCCCUUCAGUAAAAAGGACUACCGGUCUUAAAAGGAAAGCCAGUGACACUGUGUCGACCUGCUUCUUUCUCUGAGCUUUGACUGAAAAAACAUUGGCACAUGGGACCAGCACUGUCACAGGUCCUGCAGGAGACGCCAACUCACACACUACAUGGAGUCUGCCGACAUUAGCCUGAUAGGAGGCCAAGAACCGCACGGGCAGAAGGGAAGCAUGCUCACGUACAAAUCAGCUAGGCCGGCUCAAUAAGCAGAACGCUGCUCCAAGAAACCACUGAAAUCAAACGCACCGGCUCGCUUCCUCCUCCCCUUUGAAGUAGUGCAGUAUUAGAGAUCCAGAAUUUGUACUUAGUCUAGAAAUGCAUGAGAUCCACUGGCCAUGGCACAUGCUUUUUUUCCUACAUUUUGGAAAACAAAUACAUUUGCAUACGCUCACAGGAAGUAAUUAAGUUGAUGAAGCACUUUGGUGAAUGCAGAAAGUUACAUGACUGAACAAACUAAAUAAGGCAUUGGAUGUUACUCAUCUCUAGUUUCAUAUCGAAAUUGUUAGCCAAUAUGCUUGUUUACAAGACCUCAUUUCUACAAGCUCUAUCAUUUCUGGUUGUGUUUUAGUUUUAAACAUAGAAGGGAAAGCUAUUGUAGAGUUACACAUAAUACUGUAUAAAGCUUUGGGUUGUGAGACCGUCAGAAAUAUAGACAUUAAAUACAGGCCUCAACAAAUGUGCAAUAUUUGAAAGUGUUUAUAAACCCAUUGUUCUUUUCUUUUUAUUUUAUUUUUUUACUUUUUAGAAGCAAAUGACCUAGAACAGACGGAAGUUGAGUGGUGGUCUGUGUGCUCAUUUGUCGUCGCUUCGUCGGGCUGCAACCAAAGAAAUUUAGCUCCAUCCAAACCACGCAUACAAGGUCGUUUGAUCACGCGACUUAUUGUUUAA